Messenger RNA from Symbiodinium pilosum, 1389 nucleotides. The record is from the annotation of a GenBank genome assembly. NCBI's taxonomy places the organism in Eukaryota, Dinophyceae, Suessiales, Symbiodiniaceae.
AUGGCAGACGAGGAGCAGUUGCUGUCACUGAGCCUGGACGACUGUGUUUCGCUGCUGACGAAGAAGCAUGGCACGCUAAAGGCAGCUUUCGACAAGAUGGACUUCUUCCAAGACGGGCGGCUAUCCUGUUUGGAAUGGCAGGAGGGACUGCGCCAGCUACUUUCAACGGGGUCCAAAGACUCUCGCAGGUAUGAUCCUUUGAAAGAGCCAAGACGCACAUGCGACUCCGUGCUGCUGCGUCUGUUUAAAGCCAUGGACAAGGACAAGGAUGGCUUCAUCUCUUUUGAGGAUUUGGCCAACGCGAAGGGUGGGCCCUUCGUUUACUCGCGCGAGCUGCGAAAGAAGGAUUCAGAGGAAAAUAUUGCAGCAUCGCCAAAGGAUUCCAAAGGGUCGCCAAGAUUCCUGCAGGAGCUUUCGUAUGGCUCCAGCUCCAUGGGUUUCACAAUGCUACCUUUGGUGUCGCGCAAGAAGAAAGACGGGAAGGAACACUUUGCCGGCCACAUUUACUCCGAGAUGCGAGCCUUCGCAGCCCUUCUCAUCAAGAAGUUUGAUACGCUGGACAAGGCCUACAAGCACUUCGAUGGCAACAGGAAUAACCAACUCGGGAUGACAGAGUUUGUAUAUGGAGCCAAAGCCUUGCACUUCACAGGGAACGCCAGGUCCGUGUUUAAGGAACUCGACAGGAACAACAACGGCAACAUCUCGAUCCAAGAGUUCAGGGUUUUGCGUGCCUUGAAUGCCACGGAGGAUGAGGCUGUGACUUCUAAAACCAGACGCGAGCAGGUGCUUGAGCGUAGGCAAAGAUCGCCCAUUCAAGCACCGCGCAGACACCAGAGAAGUGUCUGCCUCGCCUCUACUCAUGUGCAGUUUCCAGAGGCAGAGCACAUUUCAUCAUCUGCUGGCUUUUACUCUUUCCCCCGAACUUGUACUGGCCGAGCCGACCUUCAGCUUCACCCAAACGAAAUUCCAGGCUUUGACUCGGAAAACUUCACAAAAGAACGGGGGCCUGGCUAUUGCAAGAGAGGCCCAGAAUCCUUUGCGGAGGUGAUGCCGGAUUCUCACCCGCUCCGCGGGAGCAAGUUCAAGGUGGGCAGCACUGUACCAAGAGCAGAGCGCUUUGGGCCGGCAAUUCCUUCUGUGGAAGGUCGAAAGGACUUAGAACAUAGCGCCGCUGUGUUUGCAACCUACGAAGGCCGAAUGCCACGAAUGAAUUGGAAAAUUGACGGUACAGGAGCGCAGGUGUUCCUCUCCAAGCAAGAGCGGGUCGGUCUGACAGCUGGCCUUUCUGACAGCUUUCGGCUAUUGAAGCCUUGUCCUUGGGACAAAUCAAGGACGAUGAUGAAGCUCAAAUCACACAGCGAGUCGCUUUUGAAGUGCAAGAAUCUGUGA